UCCCCCAGUUUGUAUAAAUACCUGGGAUUGCCCCUACCCAAGUGCAUCACCCUGCACUUGGCCUUAUUGAACUUCUUUAGGUUUUCACGGGCCCACUCCUCCAGCUUGUCCAGGUCCCUCUGGAUGGCUUCCCUUCCUUCCAGUGUAUCGACUGCACUGCUCAGCUUGGUGUCAUCUGCAAACUUGCUGAGGGGUGCACUCGACGCCAUUCGUCUAUGCCACUGAUGAAGAUGUUGCGGAGGACCGGUCCCAAGACCGACCCUUGGGGGACACCGCUUGUGACCGGCCUCCACCCUGAGAUCUGGUGGCAAUUACAGAGGCCUGGUGGGACAGAUUACACGACUGGAAUGUGGUCAUGGAUGGCUAUGUCCUUCUCAGGAGAGACAGGCCAACAAGGCGAGGUGGUGGAGUUGCUUGUUAUGUGAGAGAGCAACUGGACUGCAUUGAGUACUGCUCAGGAAUGGAUGAGGAGGGGGUUGAGAGACUGUGGGUGGGAAUUAAGGGGCAGACUGGCAUGGGUGGCACUGUUGUGGUGCCGUCUAUUACAGACCACUGGAUCAGAACUAGGAAGCCAACGAGGCCUUCUACAGGCAGCUGAUAUCAGCCUUGCAAUUACAGGCCCUGGUUAUUGUGGGGGAUUUUAACUACCCUGAUAUUUGCUGGAAGGUCUGCUCAGUCAGCCAUCCAUAAGCCACCCAAGAGGUUCCUUCAGUGCAUUGAUGAUAACUGCCUGAUGCAAAUGGUAGAUGAGCCAACUAGGAGAGGAGAGCUGCUGGAUCUUGUUCUCACUAACAAGGAGGGCCCAAUUGAAGUGGUGAAGGUUAAGGGCAGCCUUGGUUGAAGUGACCAGGAGAUGCCGGAGUUGAGGAUCUCAUGUAACAGGAAUAGAAAACCAAGCAGAAUCACAACCCUGGACUUCAGUAGGGCCAACUUGGUCCUUUUCUAGCAAUUGCUAGUGGAAAUCCCAUGGGACAGAGUACUUGAAGGUAAAGGGGCCCGAGAUAGUUGGUUAGCAUUCAAGGACUGCUUCUUCCAAGCUCAUGAUCAGAGCAUCCCAACAGGUAGUACGUCAAGAAAGGGAGCCAGGAGACCUGCGUGGUAAAACAGGGAACUGCUGGGCAAACUCAAGUGGAAGAGGAGAGUCUACAGAUGACGGAAGGAGAGGCUGGCCACCUGGGAGGAAUAUAAGACUGUUGUCAGAGCAUGAAGGGAGGCAACUAGGAAAGCUAAGGCCUCCUCAAAAUUAAACUUUGCUAGAGGGGUCAAGAAACACAGAAAGGCCUUCUUCAAAUACACUGCAGACAAAACUAACACUAGAGGCAAUGUAGGCCCACUGAUGAAUGAGGUGGAUGUCAUGGUGACAGAAGAUACAGAGUAGGCAGAGUUACUAAAUGCCUUCUUUUUCUCUGUCUGUAGUGUUGGAGGCUGUCCUGAGGAGCCUAGAUCUACAUUGCUCAGAGAUAAGCAAUUAUACCAGUGCCUGAAAUGCAACCUUAUCAGAAUCCCGAAGUUGUGGGGGCACUGACCUGGACUCCCACUCCCCCGCCCCCACAACUGCUCUCUUGCUUAUCCUCCUCACAGUGGUGGGGUGAAUGAUAUGAUGGAACAGCUCAGUUAAGGAGGGGGAGGUCACACACCAGGUACAACUCUGCACAAAGCAGUUUCAGUUUGAAGAGGAUUCAUUUAAUUACACAUUAAAAAAGAAUUGGGAUAGUGAGAACUAAAAGCAAAUUAAAACUGCUUCCUCAUUCUAAGUUGUGUCUAACUCAGGUGUUUGAAGUAAGGAUGGCAGCAGCGCAUCUCAAGGAUGGUCCCCAAACUGGGACACGUGUUCACUUGUUGUCAAAGCUCCAAUGUUAUGUAUUUUUUGAUUAUACUCAAGUUAUGUCCAUAACUCCGCCAACCCCAUGCUGGGGGCUACUGCCAGCCUAGUUCCAUAUGGGCUGUGACCUCACAGAGUUAUCCCCACCCGCCAGACUAUGAUCUCACGGCUCUGCCCAGGUGAGCCAGCGGCCAGCACUUUGUCUCUCCCAGUGCGGUCGUGACCAGCUUUGAGCGAUGGUUGUCGACAGCUUUCUCCUUAUCCCCAGCCUCCUGCUCCUGGUGGCUGGGCUGUUUCUGCUCACCCCUCUCUGGCGCCGACAGGGUUCUGACCGGCGCCGGCAACGGUGGACAUGGUGGCUGCAAGUGGUGGCAUCGAAGUCAGGUGCUGAGAGGCAGGCAGGCAGGCACCGGAGCCCCCUGUGCAGGCCACGUUGCUCCCAGCAGCAAGCGUCACGAUGGCAGGGCAGUCCCAUCCUGCCCCAUCCUGUGCAGCCAGGAAAGACUCGGCCUUUGUUGCUGCGCAGUCUAUGCCCCUCUCUUUACAUGGACUCUACUACUGGUACCACGAGCUCUGCAGGGAAACCCGGCAGGCUUCCCAGACAGGACCAGCGCCUGCAGAUUUUGGUGGCACGCGGGACCCCCAGGACGCUCAGUCAGCGUCCUAGGCUAGGCGGUGGAGUUAAAGACCUGCCACCUGAGAUCUCCAACUUCACAAAGCCACCAGUGAAAGGGUUGGUCUUCCAGGAAGGCCUCGUUCAAACAGAGGAGAGAAAACGCUGGUGGGACUACCAGGCCAAGAGGCUCUUUUGGCAUAUGCUCUCCCCAGCACUUCCCAAAGGGCACAAGAAACCAGCAAGACCAUCCCGAGGACCAGUUUUGACCCUGGAGAGAAAAAGCAGAUGGCAAAACUGAAACCCACCAGCCCUUCAAUUCUGGCUUCAGUGAGAAGAGGAGCACAGAGAAAUCGGACAUGCUCGCUAUGGAAAGGCUGUACCAGCAGCUCCUGGUGUCCCUAAAAUGAUCCAAGACUAAGAAUGGUUGCUACAAGUCAGGCAGCGGAACUGAAGAGCAACCAACAGAUACCUCUUUCUGCACGCUGUCACCAGUGAAAGGGACGAAUGCUCAUGAGAACAUCCUUCAAACAGCGGCGGGGAAAUGCUGGUGGAAGAGCAAGGCCAAGAGGCCUUCUGAGUAUUGUAUUGCCUCCCCAGCAUUUCCCAGAGACUAGAUGGAAGCCUGAGCAGCUGCAGAACCAACACCAGGACCAGCUUCAGGCCUGGAGAAAAGGAGACCGCAGAACUGAAACCUGCCAGUGCCUAAACUCUGUCUUCAUUGUCAUGGUUUUAUUGUUGACAUACCGAUAGAGAACUGAAUCAUCAUUUGCAUCAUACCAUUUCAGAUUGAGAUCUUUCAGAUUUUUAAACAGAAAAUUUAAUAAAAGUCUUG
Messenger RNA from Meleagris gallopavo (turkey), 3270 nucleotides. NCBI's taxonomy places the organism in Eukaryota, Metazoa, Chordata, Aves, Galliformes, Phasianidae. The record is from RefSeq and is a predicted model, not a curated record.